CCUCCAUUCUCCGUUGCUUAUCAACGAAAAAUCCAGCACAACCGCCGAUCUCUCAUUUAUUCUCAUCUAUCUUCUCCUUCGCUGAUCUCCCAUUUCUCCCUCAAAUCCCUAAUCUUAAUUCCUAUUCCUCAAUCAUCUGCUUCUCACACCAGCCAUGGCGCCUACCGAAGAGCCUACUGUCGCCGCGGAAGCUACCACCGACCCCGCCGUGACCGAGCCGGCUGAAGAGAAACCGGCAGCUAAAGCUUCGAAGCCGAAGAAGGCCAAGGCGCCGAAGGAGCCUAAAGCUAAGAAGGCGACCGGUCCAAAGAAACCCAGGAACCCUCCCGCUCAUCCUCCUUACAUUGAGAUGAUCAAGGAGGCGAUCGUAUCGUUGAAAGAGAGGACUGGUUCGAGUCAGUAUGCCAUCACCAAGUUCAUCGAGGACAAGCAGAAAUCCCACCUUCCACCCAACUUCAAGAAGCUUUUGCUCUUCCACUUGAAGAAACUUGUUGCUGCUGGGAAGCUCGUCAAGGUCAAGAAUUCUUACAAGCUCCCGCCAGCUCGACCUGCAGCCGCUCCCGCCGCUAAGAAGCCAGCAGCCGCUCCCGCUGCCAAGAAGUCGGCAGGUGCAAAAUCUAAGGCACCAGCCAAACCAAAGGCGGCAGCUAAGCCUAAGACUGCGGCUAAGCCAAAGGGCGCUGCGAAACCUAAAGCUGCCCCUGCUAAGCCGAAAGCUGCCGCGAAACCAAAGGCAGCUGCUAAACCGAAGCCAGCGGCUAAGCCGAAGCCUAAAGCCGCCAGACCUGCCAAGGCUGCCAAGACAUCGGCAAAAGCUACUCCAGSGAAGAAGGCACCAGCUGCAAAGCCAGCCGCGACGAAGAAGWCUACCGCCAAGAUCGUGAAGAAGCCCAAGAGUGUGAAGUCGCCGGCCAAGAAAGCUCCGGCGAGAAAGGCCAAGAAGUGAUGAGGAAUGUCGCGUUCAGUCAAGGGUAGUUUUGUAAAUGCGUGGAUGAGUUUGGGGGGUGUUUUCAUGCCCGAAAGAAAAAAAAAAGUUAACAGGAUUUGUACAACAAUGCAUCUCUUCCUCUUCUUUUUCUCUUCUUUUUUUGUUAAUUUUAAAUUUCUUUUCUGGCCUCCAUUUGUUCUGUUAGCGAGUUAGAGAAAUUUAGAUGUAAUUUGAGUAAGGGAAAUGGACGACUCUGAUCGUUUCCCUGCUUUGUACUCACCGUGAUGCAGAGAUAUGUUGAUGAAUUAGAAUCAAUUGACUCUCUUUUAUUUUUCUCCAA
Molecule: messenger RNA, 1268 nt
Organism: Nelumbo nucifera (sacred lotus)
Lineage: Eukaryota; Viridiplantae; Streptophyta; Magnoliopsida; Proteales; Nelumbonaceae
Biological process (GO): chromosome condensation; nucleosome assembly; negative regulation of DNA recombination
Cellular component (GO): nucleosome; nucleus
Molecular function (GO): structural constituent of chromatin; double-stranded DNA binding; nucleosomal DNA binding
Source: RefSeq, a predicted model, not a curated record